Molecule: messenger RNA, 1646 nt
Organism: Patella vulgata (common limpet)
Lineage: Eukaryota; Metazoa; Mollusca; Gastropoda; Patellidae
Product: DNA repair protein RAD51 homolog 4
Exons: 9
Coding region: 654-1412 (252 amino acids)
Biological process (GO): double-strand break repair via homologous recombination; DNA strand invasion; reciprocal meiotic recombination
Cellular component (GO): Rad51B-Rad51C-Rad51D-XRCC2 complex; replication fork; centrosome
Molecular function (GO): ATP binding; ATP-dependent DNA damage sensor activity; four-way junction DNA binding
Source: RefSeq, a predicted model, not a curated record
UUCUGUGCUAGAGUCUUUUUUGUUUUUUUUUUGUUUUUUAAAUACAAUUAGAUCUAACCUAUGACAUUGUAGAGAAGUUGCACAAACAUUAUUAUCUAAUGCACCAUUAAAACUGGUCCAACCAUAAAGUGAAAUAUCUGAUACUGAUCUUUACAAACUUGACAUGUGAGAAAUAAUUGGAGUUAUUUCCCUUGCAUUGUGAAUCAACUGUCCAAAAUAUAUUACCUGUUUUUAUAAGCCUUAUUUGAAUUCUUGAAUGAUAUUUACAAACCUGCAAAGACACUGAGCUUUUCAGAUUUUAGAAACACUAACAAAAAACCCAAGCACUAUCUAUUUGAUUCUCCUCAUAUUGGCGUGGGAACCCAAUAGGUUGGAGGAGGCGGGUUGGAACAGAUGGUCGAAAAAAUUACUGUUAAGAAUACGUCAAUGAAAUGAAAUUUCUCGGCCAACGCAGGUAUCAAACACGCGACCUCCAGGUUAGGGAGCCAACGUCUUACCCACUGAACCACCGACGUUCUCGUUUAAAAGACGUUUAUUGACUGCAAACGAACUGAAAGCACAUGCAUAACGUUUUGCGGUUCACAUCCAGAAGAUUUUAGAGGCAGGGUUGCAAACAUGUUUUCAUACAGCUGUUCCAGUCUGAUUUGGUAGCAAUGAAAAGACAUAUGCUUGUAAAACUAUCAUCUAGUGUAAAAAAUGGUAGGGAUUUGUUACAAUGCGGUGAUUCUGGAAUAGUUUAUCUAUCAACAGGUAUAAAGAGAUUGGAUGAAUUACUGAAUGGAGGUGUUUAUAUAGGGGAGGUAACUGAGAUAUGUGGUGGUAUAGCAGUCGGCAAAACGCAGAUUUGUUUAAGUUGUUUAUGUACAACAGCAGUCAAACAAGCGAAUGUCAUAUAUAUAGAUACAUCAUGUAGCUUUAGUUCUACCAGAGUUUUAGAGUUAAUAGGUCAACAAAAUCAGAGUGAAGAAGAGAUAUUAAAUCGUGUUAAACAUUGUGCAUGUUCGGAUGUAUUUGAAAUAUUUCAAGUUAUAGAGGAAAUCAGAUCUUGUCUUGACAAGAAGUCUGAUGUGUUUUAUAGUAAUAUAAAGUUGGUAAUAGUAGAUUGUAUAGCUAGCGUUAUAUAUCCUAUACUUGGCGGUAAUCAGAUUGAUGGUCAUAGUCUAAUGGUUCAGAUUAGUCAAAAAUUGAAAAUAUUGGCUGUUGAUUACUCUGUUGCUGUCUUGGUAACUAAUAAUGUAGUGUCCGGUGAGGAUGGAAAAUGGUUACCAAGUUUAGGUAGGACUUGGUCACAUGUGCCUCAUACACGUAUUAUUCUGUCAUCUGAAAAUCAUCAACCAGAUCAAAGAAAAGCUGCUCUUGUUAAAAGUUCUAGAUUGUCAGCACCAAGUAACAUCAAAUUUUAUUUACCUUAAGGCAUAACCUGAUUGAGGAGUAGAAAAUGGUUGAGUGUUGGCAGCAGUUACUUGAAAUUGAUAGAGUAUAUACUGUCCUGUCUGCAGAUCCGAUAAAAAGUGUCAACUGCUGUUGGGUUAAUGGACAGAGUUGAUAAAUGUAUGGAUUGUGUUAUUCUCUAUAUAGCCUACAGGUGGGCACUUGUGUCACUAUUUGUAAUUGAGUACAACUAUAAAAAUAUUUUAUAACACAAU